AUGUCGGUGCGUAGUGGUAUGGCGUCCUCCGGGGAGACGAACCGCGAUCAAGGGAGAGUCGCCGGGUGGCUGGGAGUCGUCACCGCGGUCCGUGAUAUUUCUCAUCAAUCGAUAACCGGAUAUCUGAAAACGGAAUCCGGCGGACGAGGACAACCCCGGAGACGGCGACUGCAUAAAAUUAAUUUAAAAGCUUCAAUCCUGAAAUUCCCCGACCGUGUCCCCGUGAGAUUUCCGAGUUUUUCCGGAUGUCAACUUGGCGAGUUUUCGACCGACGGCUUUCAAAUUUUAACACCAUAUAGUUAA
This is a messenger RNA of Macrosiphum euphorbiae (potato aphid), 303 nucleotides long. The record is from the annotation of a GenBank genome assembly. Lineage: Eukaryota; Metazoa; Arthropoda; Insecta; Hemiptera; Aphididae.